AUGACAUUCUUUAAAUCCAAAGUAGUUUUGAUCACCGGAUCUGGAGGCGGGCUAGGACGGUACCUAGCUGGAGCCUACCUCGAAGCCGGAGCUCACGUUGUACUCUGCGACAUCCACGAGGAGAGGCUGAAGGCGGCCGAGGAAGAACUUUCCGGAAAAGGACCGGUCUUUGCCCAGAAGGUUGAUGCUGCCAACGAAGAAUCAGUCAAGGGCUUGUUUAGGGCAGCAGUCAAUAAGUUUGGACGAAUCGAUGUGGUGGUGAACAACGCCGCGAUCUUUGAUGCCUUGGCUCCUGUGGGGAAAACAGACAAAGCGUUGUGGGAUAGAGUCAUUUCGGUAAAUUUGACAGGCAACUUCAUCGUAUCAAAAGAAGCCGUAAACCAGUUUCUAGUUCAGGAACCGCAAGGAGGCAAUAUUGUCAACGUGGGAUCCAUCGCAGGGCUUAAAGGCUAUCUUGCCGGUAUAACUUAUACCGCUUCUAAGCACGCAUUGCGUGGCAUGACCAUGAACAUUGCAUCCUACUAUGGCAAGAAAGGCAUUCGCUGCAAUCUAGUCCAGCCAGGCGGAAUGGAUACAGAACUUUACAAAGAACUCGAGGGAAACACGGACACUGAAGGCCUGAAUCUUCUGAUGGGAAAUUGCCCAGGAUUGAAGGAUGGAAGCGCAAUGGUUCCCUUAGACAAAAUGUCAAGCCUAAUUAUGUUCUUAUCAAGCGAUUCAGCAUCAAGCCUUAAUGGCCAAAUCCUGAAUGCGGACAACGGAGCGGUUAGCUCGGCCUGA
Messenger RNA from Clonostachys rhizophaga, 780 nucleotides. The record is from the annotation of a GenBank genome assembly. Lineage: Eukaryota; Fungi; Ascomycota; Sordariomycetes; Hypocreales; Bionectriaceae.